Molecule: messenger RNA, 363 nt
Organism: Diversispora eburnea
Lineage: Eukaryota; Fungi; Glomeromycota; Glomeromycetes; Diversisporales; Diversisporaceae
Source: the annotation of a GenBank genome assembly
AUGGUUUGGAAUUUUUUCAAACAGGAUUGGGAAUAUCCAUUGCCUAAUUACAAAGUUGCUUUGAAAGAAAUAAAAGAUUCUAGAUAUGAUAUAGUUAGAUUUCUUAAAGAGCUUAACAUUGCUGAUGAAAAUCAAAGAAAUACAUCAAAAUCUCAAAAGCAAGAAUUAUUUGAAUUAUUUUCACAUUCAAGUAAGUUGCAUCCUCAAUCAUGUUAUCUUGGCCGAUAUAUUUAUACUCUUCAUGGAUUACAUGAUUUAUUAGAAGAAAUAAAAUCUGGGAAAUCUUCAGAUCCUAAUAUAUUUAAUACAUUAAAGUUAAAUGAAUCUAAUGAAUCUUCUACUUUUAAAUGCCAAUACUUAUGA